AUGGCGAACAAUAGCAGUGAAAUCUCUUUAUUCUGUCUCUUGAGUGGCAUAGAUUCGGCGAUUAAAGUCACUGUCGCGAAGAACUCACACGUUUCCGACUUGGAAUUACUCUUCUUGCGGCGGGUGUCGAAUACUCUACCAGGUGUUGAUGACCACGCUCUCUCGUUCUGGAUGCUCAAUAAUCCGAUCCCUUUAGAGGAAGAGAGGGAGUUCGUGAACAUCGCCCCGAAGGACAUCGCUCAAAUUGCGGUGGAACUCAAGGGUACUCGGCACAUCUCGACGUACUUCCCGAGUCAACCUGCUAUAGAGUACCUUCACAUUGUUGUGAUCGCACCACAGAACGCUCGGAAGCGAAAGCGUGCUCUCUCUCCCUCGCCCUCUCCUUCCCUUGAAGAUGAGACAGCUCAUCGCCUGAAGAGGCUGGCACUUCUCCCACGAAUGGCAGCUUCAACCCUCGCUGAACCCUCCGUGUUCGAAGCUCAAGACUGGGAAAAUCACUUGUUCGAUUUCAACCGUCCUUCUCAGCCAGGUGGCGUUCCUGUCACUCUCCUUCAUCCCGUAUUCGGCCAAUUUGUGGAUGAUGCAUCGAAUACUACACUCACAUCAGAGGACUAUGAUUUUGCAUGGGUGCUACGUAAAGAAAUGUCCGGGUACUUCCCAUGGGGGAGUGAGCGUGCAGAAGUCUUCCGCGAGUUACUAUGGGACUCCAUCGACAUUCCGCUGGAGGAUACAUCAUCCCGUGGAACUGAUGGUCACUACCACGUUAAAGGAUACUGUGUCGUUGAAACCGAAGCCCAUGGCGAGAUCGGUGGCAGAGGUGUAGAACCUUACUUGCUGAACGGAAUCCGCUAUGCACAUUUCGUGCGGACGCUAGGUGACCAGAUUGGGGGGUCAGUCUUGCCUUGUCUGACCGUAUUUCAUGCUGGCAAGUGUCCCUUCAUUGGCUUUGCCGGUGCGGCGUUCACCGAUGUUGUCCGUCAGGACAUGCUUACGGCUGUUCAUUCCUUCAUAUGGGAGCCGCAUGACGAGCUUUCGGCAACCCAAGUAGCGCGAGUACUUCGUGCUUUCAGAAACGCUGUCGAAUGCUUGAAGCAGUAUUAUACACAAGAACUUCCUACCAUCCAGGAGUUGGACCCCUCUGAAUGGCCAAACACGCGAUAUCCUUACCCUUUCAAGUACCGUCCCAUUUCCGCUAGUGGUGAUGCCGCCUACGUGAAAUUCUCAUACACUGAUGUCAUCGAGAAUAAAUUAAUCUUCAAGGGAAGGUCGGUUGGCAAAGACGAAAUCAUUAUCAAGUUCACGCGCCGAUACUCCAAGGAAGUUCACCUCUGGUGCGCGGAGCAUGGGUAUGCGCCAAAUCUGCGUGGCUUCGAACAGCUCCCCGGAGGAUGGCUCAUGAUCGUGAUGGACGUAGUCGAUGCCUCGUACACCGGCCUUUAUCUCGCACAGGCAAUACUUCGUCAUGGGCAAGCGCAAUGUGUCCGUAACAAAGUGGAGGAGCUCGUCCGUUCGUUGCACACGGCCGGAUAUGUGCACGGAGACUUGCGCGGCACCAAUCUGCUGGUCGCACCGCAGGAGAAUGGCGAUGUAGAUGUUAAGCUGGUCGACUAUGAUUGGGCGGGAAUAGCUGGUGAAGUGCAGUACCCCCCACUCAUCAACCGCGAGAGUGUGCAUCGCGCGGCAGGGGCCGUGUCUGGAAAUGCAAUAGUGAAGGAACAUGACGUAGAUAUGGUCACUUUCAUGUUUCAGGAUCAUCUGCUGCAGGGCUGA
Molecule: messenger RNA, 1770 nt
Organism: Sparassis crispa
Lineage: Eukaryota; Fungi; Basidiomycota; Agaricomycetes; Polyporales; Sparassidaceae
Exons: 4
Coding region: 1-1770 (589 amino acids)
Biological process (GO): protein phosphorylation
Molecular function (GO): ATP binding; protein kinase activity
Source: RefSeq, a predicted model, not a curated record